Molecule: messenger RNA, 2538 nt
Organism: Labrus mixtus (cuckoo wrasse)
Lineage: Eukaryota; Metazoa; Chordata; Actinopteri; Labriformes; Labridae
Product: laminin subunit alpha-5-like
Exons: 19
Biological process (GO): axon guidance
Cellular component (GO): basement membrane
Molecular function (GO): extracellular matrix structural constituent
Source: RefSeq, a predicted model, not a curated record
GACAGGAAUCAGUUUUAUCAUAAAACCUUGUAACUGAUCGUCUAACAUGAGGAAACAGAUCAAACAGGUUGUACUUGGUUAUGAUGUGACGUCUCUCUGAUGACGGAGGCUGCAACAGUUUACAAGUUUUAUUAGAAGCUUUACUCAAACUGUAACACAUGUUUCUGUGUUGUAAGUGUUAUUUUUAGUAUUUCCACAUCACUGGGGGGACACACCCUUUUUUUACACCACACCACUUAUAAACAUGUAAAAUAUUGUCAUCCUUAUGUUGGAUAUAAAAUAUGUGUACUGUAUGUUAAGACAUGAUGACAAUAAAAAGUGAUAAAAAAGAAAUGUCGAGUAACAACCUAAAAGUUGGUUAAAUAAUAAUAAAAUAAUAAUUAGUUUUCCUUCCCGAUGUCUCUGCAGCUCUUCCACGUGGCCUACGUCUUGAUCAAGUUUGCAAACUCUCCCCGUCCUGACCUUUGGGUUCUGGAGAGAUCGGUGGACUUCGGGCAGACCUACAAACCCUGGCAGUUCUUCGCCUCCUCCAAGAGAGACUGCAUCGAGCGUUUCGGACAGAAGACCAUCGAGAGGAUCAACAAUGACGACGACGUCAUCUGCACCACCGAGUACUCUCGAAUCGUCCCGCUGGAGAACGGAGAGAUCGUCGUCUCCUUGGUGAACGGCCGCCCCGGAGCGCUGAACUUCUCCUACUCGCCGGUCCUCAGAGACUUCACCAAGGCCACCAACAUCAAACUCCGCUUCCUGAGAACCAACACGCUGCUGGGACACCUGAUGGGCAAAGCGCUGCGCGACCCCACUGUCACCCGCAGAUAUUACUACAGUAUCAAAGACAUCAGUAUUGGAGGGCGCUGUGUGUGUAACGGACACGCUGAGGCCUGCAACGCCGAGGACCCCAACGACCCCUACAAGUUACAAUGCGACUGUCAGCACAACACCUGCGGCCUUUCCUGUGACCAGUGUUGCCCCGGAAACAACCAGUUACCGUGGAAACCUGCCACGACCUACAGUGCCAAUGAGUGUGAACCGUGUAACUGUCACCGUCACUCAUUCGACUGUUACUACGACCCCGAGGUCGACCAGCGGAGGGGCAGCCUCGACAUCCACGGACACUACAGAGGAGGCGGAGUCUGCCUCAACUGUCAGCAUCACACCACCGGAGUCAACUGUGAGCGCUGCAUCCCCACCUACUACAGGUCACCUGACCACGCCAUGGAGUCCCCGCUGGCCUGCUCCCCCUGCGACUGUCAGUCCCAGUUUACAGACGGCACCUGUGAGGAUCUGACCGGUCGCUGUUUCUGCAAACCCAACUACGCCGGAGAGAACUGCGACGUCUGCGCCAACGGCUUCAUCAACUUCCCCGAGUGUUACCCCAUCCCGACCUAUCCCACUGACAACGACAACAACAACGGAGAGGCCAAAACAGCCGGCGAGAUUAUCAACUGUGAGUGCAGUGCAGCUGGGACCGUUGAUAACUCCUGUAGACCGGAUCCAACCACUCGGACCUGCGUCUGCAAACAAGGUUUCACCGGUGACCACUGUGACACCUGCGCUCCGGGUUUCCAUGGACUCAACUGUCAGGCCUGUCAGUGCUCCAGUCCCGGAUGUCUGGACGGCUCGUGUGACUAUGUGACUGGUCACGGUGUGUGUCGGAGCGGUUUCCAAGGUUACCAGUGUGACCAGUGUGCACCGGGAUUCUUCAACUACCCGCUCUGUCAAUUCUGCGGCUGCAGCACGGUCGGCUCUCUGCCUGAAGGCUGCGACGCGUCGGGCCGCUGUCUGUGUAAACCCGAGUUUCAGGGACCGCGAUGUGAACAGUGCAGGUCUGGAUUCCACUCCUACCCCAACUGUCAAGUGUGCACCUGUGAUCCUCGCACCUCAUUGGACAGCAGCUGCACGGCGUCAGGUCACUGCCACUGCCAGCCCAACUACAGCGGAGCGUCAUGUGACCAGUGUGCUCCCGGUUACUAUGGUUACCCAAGCUGCACACCCUGUCAGUGUUCUCCGGCGGGCUCGCGCUACAGCAGCUGUGACCAGGGGACGGGACAGUGUGGGUGUCUGCCGAACGUGGUGGGACUGAGGUGUGACAGCUGUGCACAUGGCUCCUACGGCUUCCCCAACUGCCAAGCUGGUACCUGCCACCCUGCAGGCUCCGUUCAGUAUGCGGUGCCUCCGCCUGUGGGUCAGUGUGUGUGCCGUCAGCAUGUGGAGGGUCCGGCCUGUGACAUCUGUAAACCUCUGUACUGGAACCUCUCCCCUGAUACGUCUGAUGGAUGCUCCAAUUGUGAGUGCAACGCUGCAGGAACUAUCAGCGGUGUUGCAGAGUGUGCACAGGAAACGGGUCAGUGUCACUGUAAGCCAAACGCCUGCAGCGGGACCUGCUCCACCUGUAAAGACGGAUUCUACAACCUGCAGGAACACAACUACUUUGGCUGCCAGGGCUGCCAGUGUGACAUCGGAGGUGCAGCAGGUCAGUUGUGUGGAGAGAGGAACGGCCGCUGUCGCUGCAGACCCAACAUCGAGGGACCGAAGUGU